Momordica charantia (bitter melon) is the source of this 781-nucleotide messenger RNA. It is a transcript of the gene HIPP21, whose product is annotated as Heavy metal transport/detoxification superfamily protein. Gene Ontology annotation, molecular function: metal ion binding. The record is from RefSeq and is a predicted model, not a curated record. Lineage: Eukaryota; Viridiplantae; Streptophyta; Magnoliopsida; Cucurbitales; Cucurbitaceae.
UGAUCUCUUAAACCUUAUUUAAAAGGAUGAGCUCUCAAGUGAAUAAUUUCAUCUCUCUUUCUCUUGUUUUUUUGGCUUUGGGGCAAAGGGAAAGGAGAAUGGGAGCCCUUGAUUAUCUUUCCAACUUUUGUACUGUCAAGACAACAAGAAGCAAGAGAAAACCAAUGCAGACAGUUGAGAUCAAAGUGAAGWUGGACUGUGAUGGAUGUGAAAGAAGGGUUCGAGAUGCUGUCACCUCCAUGAAAGGUGUGAAGUCGGUGGAGGUGAUGAGAAAGCAACAUAGAGUGAGGGUAAGUGGGUAUGUUGAUGCAAACAAAGUGCUUAAGAGAGUAAAAAGCACUGGAAAAAUUGCAGAGUUUUGGCCAUACAUUCCACAGCAUCUUGUUCAUUACCCUUAUGUCUCAGGUGCUUACGACAAGAAGGCUCCUUCUGGGUUUGUAAGGAAUGUUGUGCAAGCCUAUCCAACACAACAUGAAGAAAACUUUGUCUCUCUUUUUAGUGAUGAUAAUGUCAAUGCUUGUUCCAUCAUGUAGUUUUUUYUCUCUCUUUCUGUUCGAUCUCUUCUUUUUCCGUUCUCUAUCUAUCUUUUUUGAGAAGCGGGAUGAUUGGGGAUGAAAKAUUUGAACUUUUGUGUUAAAUCGAUUGGACUUUGUCAGUUGAGUUUGUGUUAUCAGCGGUGGCGGUCAUAAACUCUACUUUUUCUCGCUCAUCUGAGUUGUAAUAUCUUUUUAGUUUCUUGUGAUUAUGAGYAUGGAUUGAAAUAAAUAGUGUGAUUAAUAAA